This is a messenger RNA of Mixia osmundae IAM 14324, 1729 nucleotides long. RefSeq lists its product as uncharacterized. The coding region runs from base 31 to 1707 and encodes 558 amino acids. Gene Ontology annotation, cellular component: chaperonin-containing T-complex. Lineage: Eukaryota; Fungi; Basidiomycota; Mixiomycetes; Mixiales; Mixiaceae. Gene Ontology annotation, molecular function: ATP binding; ATP-dependent protein folding chaperone; ATP hydrolysis activity. The record is from RefSeq and is a predicted model, not a curated record. The transcript has 8 exons. Gene Ontology annotation, biological process: protein folding.
AGUGAGUGCACUCGCUUGCUCUGACCUGCCAUGGCUUCGAUCUAUGCGAGAGAUCCUCGCUCUGCGCUCCUGACGGGCGGAGGCGAGCGACAGACGGGAGCAGAUGUGCGGAAUAGCAACGUCAUGGCGGCUCAGAGCGUCGCCAAUACGCUCAAAAGCUCUUUCGGUCCCUUGGGAUUGGACAAGAUGCUAGUUGACUCUGUCGGUGAUGUGACAAUUUCGAACGACGGAGCGACCAUCCUCUCACUGCUCGAGGUAGAUCAUCCUGCCGGCCGCAUCCUCGUCGAGUUGGCACAACAGCAGGACAAAGAAGUAGGCGACGGUACGACGACAGUCGUCAUCAUUGCCGCCGAACUCCUCAAACGCGCCAACGAUCUCGUGAAGAACAAGAUACACCCUACGACGGUGAUUACGGGCUACAGAUUAGCCUGUAAGGAAGCGAUCAAGUACUUGCAAGAUCAUCUCUCAGUCAAGACGGACACGCUACCGAAAGACACGCUCAUCAGCGUCGCAAAGACUUCAAUGUCGAGCAAAAUCAUUGGCAGCGAUGAUGACUUCUUUGCCCACAUGGCCGUCGAUGCUAUGCUCGCUGUCAGGACCAUCAACGCCAGAGGAGAGACAAAGUAUCCCGUCAAAGCGGUCAACGUGCUGAAAGCGCACGGCAAGUCUGUCACCGAGUCAAUAUACGUCAAAGGUUACGCUCUCAACUGCACGGUCGCAUCACAAGCAAUGAAGAAGCGAAUAACGAACGCCAAGAUUGCCUGCCUCGACAUCAAUCUGCAAAAGACACGAAUGAAUUUGGGCGUGCAUGUCACAAUCGACGACCCGGAGCAGCUCGAAGCGAUCCGAACAAGAGAGUAUGAAAUCACACUCGAACGCAUUCGCAAGAUCCUCGCAGCAGGCGCAAAUGUCGUGCUCACCACAAAGGGUAUCGACGAUCUCUGCUUGAAGGAAUUCGUCGAAGCGGGCGCAAUGGCCGUCAGAAGAUGCAAGAAGGACGAUCUCAGGAGGAUAGCCAGAGCGACGGGCGGUCAACUGAUCAGCACGCUUGCAAACCUGGACGGUGACGAGACCUUCGAAGCGUCCAGUCUCGGUAGCGCAGAGGAAGUCAUUCAAGAGAAGGUGUCUGACGAUGAGCUCAUCCUCGUGAAAGGAACCAAAGUUGUUUCUUCUGCUUCUAUCAUCUUGCGAGGUGCAAAUGACUACAUGCUAGACGAAGUCGAGCGCUCGCUUCAUGAUUCGCUAUGUGUCAUCAAACGCACGCUCGAGAGCGGUACGGUCGUGCCUGGCGGUGGCGCCGUCGAGACCGCGCUCAGCAUCUACCUCGAGAAUUUCGCGACCUCACUCGGUUCCCGAGAGCAGCUAGCCAUCGCUGAAUUCGCCAAUGCUCUUCUGGUGAUCCCGAAGACUUUGGCAGUCAAUGCCGCAAAAGACUCGACAGAUCUCGUCGCCAAGCUCCGCGCGUAUCACAAUGCCGCUCAAUCGGCCGCCCACGAUGAUCCUCGCAAAGCUUUACGUUUCUAUGGACUCGAUCUGCUCAAGGGCGAGGUGAGAGACAACGUCAAAGCGGGCGUCCUAGAGCCGUCUAUCAGCAAAAUCCGCAGUCUCAAAUCUGCGCUCGAAGCGAGCACAGCACUGCUCAGAAUUGACGAUUCUAUCGUCGUGCCAAAGGAGCAGAGGGGCGGCGAGGAUCCGCACGGCCAUUAAAGACGCGCGUGUAUUGCAGCCC